AUGUGCAAAGCCCAGUCUGGAGUCGUCCACGGCGGCGUCAAGGAGGACCCGACCAAAGGUCGCGAGCUCCUCCCCGCCAAUGUCGUCCCUACGCACUACGACCUGACCCUCGAGCCCGACCUGACCAACUUCAAGUAUGACGGUACUGUCAUUGUCGACCUCGACGUCGCCGAGGACUCGAGCUCCAUAUCCCUCCACACCCUCGAAAUCACCAUUCACUCCAGCAAGAUCACCUCCAAUGGCCAGCUUGUCAGCGACAAGCCCACCGUCACCACCGACGAGAAGAAGCAAGUCACCAAGUUCGACUUCCAGGGUACCCUCGCCAAAGGCUCCAAGGCUCAGCUUGAGAUCAAGUUCACUGGUAUCCUCAACGACAAGAUGGCCGGUUUCUACCGCUCUACAUACAAGAGCAAGGACGGCUCGGAGGGUGUUCUCGCCGUCUCUCAAAUGGAGCCUACCGAUGCCCGCCGCGCCUUUCCCUGCUUCGACGAACCCUCCCUCAAGGCCAAGUUCACUGUCCACAUUAUUGCCGACAAGCACUUGACCUGUCUCAGCAACAUGGACGUCAAGAACGAAACCGAAGUUGGCGCCAAAAAGGCUGUCCACUUCAACACCUCUCCUCUCAUGUCCACUUACCUCCUUGCUUUUGUCGUCGGUGAGCUCAACUACAUCGAGAGUACCGCGCACCGUGUGCCUAUUCGUGUUUACGCUCCCCCCAGCGAGGACAUUGAGCACGGCCGUUUCUCUCUCGAUCUCGCCGCCAAGACUCUGCCUUUUUACGAAAGGACAUUUGGCAUCGACUUCCCUCUGCCUAAGAUGGACCAGGUUGCCAUCCCCGAUUUUUCUGCCGGUGCCAUGGAGAAUUGGGGUCUCGUCACCUACCGUGUCGUUGAUCUCUUGCUCGACGAGAAGGAGACUAGCAUCAACACCAAGAUUCGUAUCGCUGAGGUCGUUCAGCACGAACUCGCACAUCAGUGGUUCGGUAACCUCGUCACCAUGGAUUGGUGGGAUGGCCUUUGGCUCAACGAGGGCUUCGCCACCUGGGUUUCCUGGUACUCCUCCAACUCUUUCUUCCCUGAGUGGAAGGUCUGGGAGCAGUAUGUUGUCGAUAAUUUGCAGUCUGCUCUGGGACUCGACUCUCUUCGCAGCAGUCACCCCAUCGAGGUCCCUGUCAAAUGCGCUGAAGAGAUUGCCCAAAUCUUUGACUCUAUCUCUUACUCCAAAGGUUCUGCCGUGCUGCGAAUGAUCUCCACCUACCUUGGUGAGGAUAAGUUCCUCGAAGGUGUUCGCCAGUAUCUCAAGAAGCAUGCCUACGGCAACACCGAGACUGGUGACCUCUGGGCAUCGCUUGCGGCAGCGAGCGGAAAGCCUGUCUCCGAGGUCAUGGGUGUCUGGACCAAGGAGAUGGGUUUCCCUGUCGUCACCGUAACUGAAAACGGCUCUACCGCUGAGGUGACCCAGAACCGUUUCCUCCGCACCGGCGAUGUCAAGGCCGAAGAGGACAAGGUCCUCUAUCCUGUCUUCCUCGGUCUCCGCACCAAGGAUGGUGUUGAGAAUUCCGUGACUUUGAACGAGAGAAAGACGCAGUUCAAUCUCCCUGCCGAUGACUUCUUCAAGCUCAACGCCAACCACACCAGCUUGUACCGCACAGCUUACUCACCCGAGCGACUACGCAAACUUGGUGAGGCCGCCAAGGCUGGCCUCUUGACCGUCGAGGACAGAGCGGGUAUGAUUGCUGACGCCGCUGAGCUGGCUGUUGCUGGUAGCCAAAAGACGAGCGGUAUCCUAAACCUUCUCAAGGGCUUCGACUCCGAGACCGAGUAUGUUGUCUGGAGUGAGAUCCUGCGACGUCUGUCAAGCAUUGAGGGUGCCUGGCUCUUCGAAGACAAGGCUACUCGCGAUGGCUUGAGGAAGUUCCGCAGAGAGCUUGUUAGCCCCAAGGCUCACGCCUUGGGCUGGGAGUUCAAGGAGACUGACACGCACAACGAGGAACAGUUCAAGACCCUGCUGUUUGCCUCUGCUGGAGGUAGCGGUGAUGAAAAGAUCAUCCAGACUGCCAAGGAUAUGUUUGCCAAGUACGCCGCCGGCGACAAGUCGGCUAUCCACCCCAACCUCCGUGCCUCUGUCUUCACGUUGGCUCUGAAGCACGGUGGAAGCAAGGAGUUUGACCAGAUUAUUGAGGUGUACCGUGCCUCGACUCUCAGCAGCGAGCGCAAUACCAUCUUGAGAUGCAUUGGCCGUGCUGAGGAUCCCGAGGUCAUCAAGCGCAGCUUGGGUAUGAUUUUUGGUCCUGACAUCAAGAACCAAGACUGCACAUUUGCGCUAGGCAGCUACCGGGCCCACCCCAGUGGUAUUGAGGCCGUCUUUGAGUACCUGACCAACAACUGGGAGCUCAUUAUCAAGAAUGUUGGUGACAAUGCGUCGCUUCUUGGUGGUGUUGUCGCUGUCACUACUGGCGGAGCUACCAAGCCCGAACAGCUGGCCAAGAUUGAGGCCUUCUUUGCCGACAAGAAUACGAGCGCCUUUGACCAGACUUUGAACCAGGUCAAGGAUUCGAUUCGCUCUAAAAUUGCUUGGCUAGAGCGUGAUGGCGAGGACGUCGCGACCUGGGUCAAGGAGAAUGGAUACCUGUCUUAA
Cordyceps militaris CM01 is the source of this 2637-nucleotide messenger RNA. RefSeq names its product aminopeptidase 2. Lineage: Eukaryota; Fungi; Ascomycota; Sordariomycetes; Hypocreales; Cordycipitaceae. Bases 1 to 2637 code for a protein of 878 amino acids. The record is from RefSeq and is a predicted model, not a curated record. Gene Ontology annotation, molecular function: zinc ion binding; peptide binding; metalloaminopeptidase activity. Gene Ontology annotation, biological process: proteolysis; peptide catabolic process. The transcript has 2 exons. Gene Ontology annotation, cellular component: cytoplasm.